AUGAUACAGUCGGGCCGAUACGCUUUGGUCAAUACAGCUCGGUCUUAUCGGAACCAAAAUCAGAAAUUUAUGGUAAUCCGUAAGAAGAUACUUCUUCGGAUUGCAGUGGGCGGCAUGGCAUAUAUCGUUUGGUUCCUUGCUUGUCUCUCAUAUAUUUACGGCUCUCUAUAUCUCUCUCCAGGAAGACAUGCAGCUUUCCAUGUUCUUGCUGUUGACUACGACAAGGGAGCCGUAGGUCAAGCAUUGCAAGUAGCGUACACCCAGCUCAAGGGCCCUGGCUUCGUUACUCUAGACUUUCGCUCUCCUUCAGCAUAUCCGACAGAAGCCGAUAUGUUCCAUGCUGUAUGGCGUGGAGAUUAUUGGGCUUCCGUUGCGAUAACUGAAGGAGCUUCCGAACGCCUGUCUGCAGCACUACAAGGCGGUGAAGCAGCGGCUACUUAUGAUCAGUCAACUGCACUACAUUAUGUCUGGGAUCAGCAGUAUUAUACCAUAUAUGCAAACACGGUAGUACAGCGUCAUAUGAACCAGCUGGUGGCUGCUACACGACUUGCUUACAGCAAUAUCAACGGCAUGCAAGCAAUGCGCAUCGUCAACAAGACUGACCAGACUGCAAUACAGGCCUUGCUCGAUCCUAUCAAGGCAACAGAAACCAACAUCCACGCCGCAGCAUUUGGAUCAGUGGUUUUCAUGAACACAGUCUCAAUGGUGAUGGCUAUCCUUGAGCAGUUCUUCUUUCUCCUUACUCUCAAUGGUAUCUUCGGGGCACUUAAUCUUUACGGAAGAAUGACAGUCUUAUCCAGCAUGUGUCUCCGUCGCCUCGCCGGUAUCCUUUUUACUUUCGGCGCUGCACUAUGCCAAUCAGGGUAUUACUGGGCCUUCAGAGAAAACUGGGAAGUAAAUGGCAGUCAAUUUCUCUUAACAUGGAUGGCAGUCUGGUUACUCAUGCAAAUACAUCUUCUUGUCAUGGACAGUAUCUCAACAACAGCGCCACCGGCAGCUAUGCCAUUUGUCGUCCUCUUCUGGAUCACGCUGAACAAUGCGAGUGCGGCUAGCCCCCUGGACAUACAAACUGGCUUUUACAAAUGGAGUAUCAUUCUUCCAAGCCAUGAGGCUUACUCUGUAUUGGUGACCAUUUGGACCGGCGGGGCACACAACCAAGUCUAUCGAGCUUUGCCAAUCCUUUUCUCGUGGUGGAUUGUAGCCAACAUUACGGCAUCUCUUGCACACAUCCGAGCCUGUCAUCUAGCAUACCAACUCCAUCGAAAGCAAGAUACUAAACGAAGUGCUCAUAGAGAUGUAGAGGCUGGUUUGCCCCUGACAAGUCGUAAGGAAGACCUAACUUCGAAUCAAAAAUGA
Bipolaris victoriae FI3 is the source of this 1356-nucleotide messenger RNA. RefSeq lists its product as hypothetical. The transcript is spliced from 2 exons. Bases 1 to 1356 code for a protein of 451 amino acids. Gene Ontology annotation, cellular component: membrane. Lineage: Eukaryota; Fungi; Ascomycota; Dothideomycetes; Pleosporales; Pleosporaceae. The record is from RefSeq and is a predicted model, not a curated record.